CCGGUAUUUCUGUGUACAAAUCUUACAAUCCAACACCCAAAAAAAAUGAUGGUCGGAGAAACCCAUCGUCUUAAUCCAACCGUUCAAGUACCACCCUGGCCAGAUCUCGAAGAUCAGACGGACGUCGUUUACUCUCCCAUCAAUUAUAAUGCAGCCGACAACAACUUCAACUGUAACGGCAUCCCGUUUUACCUCCAGGAAGCGUUUUCAGCGUUACAACGUUACUUGCCAUCGAACGAACCCGACGUCGAGUUGGAUUCCGAGUUCCCGGGUCCGGAUAGUCCGGAUUCUCCGGUGGAUGCUUACUCCUGUGAUCAUUUCAGGAUGUUCGAGUUCAAGGUCCGGAGGUGCGCUCGUGGCCGGUCUCAUGACUGGACCGAGUGUCCGUAUGCUCAUCCCGGCGAGAAGGCUCGCCGGCGUGACCCGAGGAAGUAUCAUUACUCGGGUACGGCAUGCCCCGAUUUCCGAAAAGGGAACUGUCGAAAGGGAGACUCUUGCGAGUUUGCUCACGGCGUUUUCGAGUGUUGGCUCCAUCCAGCUCGUUACCGGACUCAACCGUGUAAAGAUGGGUCGGGUUGUAGGCGUCGGGUUUGUUUCUUCGCUCACACCCCGGACCAGCUUCGGGUCGUGACCUCUAGCUCUGCUGAUUCAUACGACGGUACGUCACCUUCUUGUGCUAAAACAUUGACGUUUUGGUCCUCCCCUGGUUCUGGUUCACCUCCGGUUAGUCCACGUGCCGAGUCGUCGCCUCCUGUGUCUCCGAUGGCUCAGUCGCUGAGUCGUUCACUGGGCUCGGCUUCCAUUAAUGAGAUGCUGACUUCUUUGAGGAACUUGCAGCUCGGUAAAGUCAAUUCCUUCCAAAUAGGCUGUGGCUCACCUUCGUCUCCUAACGGAUUCGGUUCACCUAGAUCGGCGCUGAUCCGACCCGGAUUCUGCAGCUUACCCAGUACUCCAACCCGGAACCCAACACGUACCGGGAUCGGGUACUUGGAUACAUGGGAUAAAGUGUCUGAAGAAGAGCCGCUGAUGGAACGAGUUGAGUCCGGACGUGAUUUACGUGCAAAGAUGUUUGAGAAGCUGAGUAAAGAGAAUUCUUUGAAGCAGGUUAACCCGGGUCAAUUUUCUGGAGCUCCGGAUUUGGAUUGGGUUUCGGAUCUGGUGAACUAAAACAAAACGGA
Hibiscus syriacus is the source of this 1178-nucleotide messenger RNA. RefSeq names its product zinc finger CCCH domain-containing protein 49-like. The record is from RefSeq and is a predicted model, not a curated record. The transcript has a single exon. Gene Ontology annotation, molecular function: metal ion binding. Lineage: Eukaryota; Viridiplantae; Streptophyta; Magnoliopsida; Malvales; Malvaceae. Bases 46 to 1167 code for a protein of 373 amino acids.